UCGGGGUCGUGCUGUGGAGAGGGCGUGCGGGGGCGGCCGGCCUCCGCAGCCGCCGCCCCCGGGGGGGGGGCGCUCCCCGCCGCAGCUGGCGGCAAGGAACCGGCCGAGGGGCCCGGUGCCGGCACCGAGGGGUCGGGGCGAGCCGCCCCGGCUCCCCCCGGAACGCUCUUCCGUGCCCGCAGCGGCCGUGUUCGGUGUGCGAGGCCGUGCCGCCGCGGUGCCUCGUCCCCGCCUGUAGGCGCGGGGGAGGCCGCUGUGCGGUGCUUCCCCAGGCAAGGGCUGAGCCUUCCGGUGAGAACGCCGGUCAGGCAGCGGGUUGCGGGAGGUGGAAUGGCCCGUGGUAGAGGAAGGUUCCUGGAGCGCAUGCGCGUCCCAGUAUUGUGGAAUGGCCCAGGACACUACAGUGCCCAGACUAAACUUUGAAUAUUGGUUGGAUAAAGCUAUUGAAUGGGGUCAAACCACCACAUUGGAAUCCCAGAAGAAUGUGUGCCUUCACUUGCCCCAGCUCCAGGAGUUUCUACAUCAGGUUUAUGAAACUUUAAAAUAUAUGGAUUCAGUUGUAGGAAUCCAGCAGUUCCCUUUAACUGGCCAGCUUCUAGGAAGACUUUCUUGGAAUCCUUUUGUUAUAGGAUAUGAUGAAAGCCAGAAGACUCUGAUGUGGUGCUUAUGUUGUCUAUACAGCAGUGAACCACAGAACCCUGUGGAAUUGAAGGCCAACAGCUGGAUACGGAGUUUGCUGUGCCAUUUCCUUUCUUCUUCUAAGUGGGAAAGUAAUGAAGCUGAAACCGGUACCUUCCUAUCAACUCUUGGCUAUACGUCAGCAAAUUAUCAUAGUCACGUAGUUAAAAAGAUGGUCUCUUCAUUACUAACAGAAGUCAGAGGAUAUUGGUUCAAUGGACUUAAAGUUCAGGGGAGAGUUUCAGCCAGUUGUGUGAAUGCUGUGUCCCGUUUCUGUCUCCCCCUCAUUACUUUGCCUGAUCUAACUCCAUUUCUGGAAACUCUUCUUCUUUACCAUGGAGGUGCAUCAAAAGAAAUUCUCAGUUUGGAGCUUCUGGAGGCUGUGAAUGAGGCCUUUUUAAAGAAGAAGAUCUCCCUCACUGAAUCAGCUAUCCUCAGUCUCUGGCUUCGUCACUUACCAAGCCUCGAAAAAGCCACAGUAUAUCUUUUAGACCAGCUGGUUUCCAUUCAGUUGAAUUCACUGGAAGAAGUGGCUGGUGUCAUAAAAAAAUCCUUACUGCCACAAGCAGCAAGCCAUCCUGUCAUUUUCAGGAUUGUUAAUGAAAUUUUCAAGAACACACUGCUGGAAACUAAUGGAACUCCAGAAGUUAUGACCGUAAUACAGGUGUUUACACAGCUCUUCCUUCAGGCUCAUCAGAAUGAAAACAAGCAGCAUAAUUUUCCACUGAAGGCCUACUUCCCUUAUCAUCACCAGCCUCUUGUAACAGCUUUGUUCAGAUGUCCUUAUGAACUGCCAACUACACACUGGCCUCAACACUUGAAACACAUUUCGGAUAUGCUCAAAGCAUUAGUAGAAGAUACAAACAUUAGUUCUCCUGCUAACCUUUUUGAAAUCUGGUUUUUGGUUGCUUGUUUUGGAGAAUGGCUGGACAUCGCAGCAGAACAAUUACUGAAGGCUGCUGUAGAACCAGAUGCUUUGCUGUGGCUGCUGGCAUUUUACUACAGUCCUCAGAAUGAAAAUCAACAAAGGACUCAAACAAUUGUAGAAGCUCAAGCAGUCUACAAUAAUUUAAUGACGUUCUUCAGCUGUACAGUCCUUUCUGUCAAAGAUCUGGAGGCUGCUGUACACAGUGUAACGGGUAUAGAGAAGUGUUGUAACCAGCAUCUUAUCACACAUCUUCUUACCAACUUUUUGCUCUUUUCUUCUGGUGGACAUAUGAUUGCCCAGGAAUUCAUUUACCAUAUUGCUGAGACAACUGAUACAAGCAAAGAAAUUUGUAGCCUUCUUAUCCGUACUGCAUACAGGAUGGAUCAUAAUGGAGAAGAAAACCAAAGGACCGUGACGCUGCUGAAUGAAAUUCUUCAAAAACUAAUGUUGAAAGUUUAGAAUUUUUAUGUUACCUAUUUAUCAAGCCAACAAGUCAGAUCUUUAUCCACUUGCCAGGCUUUUAUUAACAUUUGCACCACAGGUUACCAAGAGUAGAAAAAUAUCUGCUUAAGCAUAUCCCUCAACUUUGUAUUUCCUCAGAUAUAUUUGAAAAUGGCCCUUGGUUUUGGAAAUGUUAACCUUUUAGAACAUAAGAGUAGGUAUUAAAGAUGGGUGAAAAUUUUGUUCUGACCAUCUUCUUUAACAAGAGACAUACAUUCUUUAAAGCAGUUCACUCAUCUCCUUGUUGUUUAUCUGGCUGAGGAUCAGUUUUUCUCCCAGAUUACACAUGGUUUUAUUAACAAAUCAUAUCCAAUUGCUUGGUUGGUAAGUUGUUCCUAAACUGUUUUGUUCUAUAAUUUUGCUUUUUGAAACUAACGAUGAUCUCAAGUGAGAGUGAUUCAUGGAGAAUGCCCUCUGUGUUCUCAGGAAAUCAAAAGUAUUUCCUGAACUUUUAGUUCUUUCUGAGAAUGUUUCCAGAACUCCUCUCAGAUUUGCUAAAUGAUUUUUUUCAGUACUGCAGCUUUUAUAGGACAGUGUUCUCUGCGAAGUACUAUACAAAUAGCUGGUCUCUGUCAACAGGUACUGCAGGUAGAAGGUUGCUUGCAGUACAGCCUAUUUUCAGUGUGCCAUGACUGAUGCUAUCAUUUAUUCAUUUAAGAAAUCUUUUUUUUUUUUCAUUCAGACAAAAAAGGGCAAGCACAAGAUAGGAAUAAGGAAACUUUCCAGUUUGAGGGCUGAAUUUCCUAAGGAGAGCAUAUGGUUGCAACUCAGCUCCUUCCUUUUUGUGUCCCGUGGUAGUUUGCUUGCUUCUUUGAUUAGGUUUUUGUGUCAUGCAAAGAGCAUGGACAGGGAGCAAUGGCUUAAUGUUUUACCCUUAGGAAAGUAUUUGUCCCAAGAAGUUUUGUGAACCUGUUUCUAGCUUAACUAGAAAAAUAAGCAUGGAGAGUAGUAAUAACAGAGGAUCUUAACUCUUUUCAGUUUUGUUCUCAUAUAUUACCUAGCUUUAAUCUCAACACUUGUGCUAUGUUCAGAGAUGCUACUUGGAAUACUAUCCUUGCAUACAGAAUCAGAGGCCUGUAUCUUAAAUUAACACAGCUCUCUGAAUGUAGCAUUUGUUUUUGAGCAAGGAAAAAGAAAAACAAUGUGCUUAGUGUCCCUUGGCUCUGAGAAGUGGGAGGAUAUUUUGUGUAAAGCUGUUGACUGAUUUCUUACAAUUUUGUUCCCAGUGAGUCAUAUCAGACCAAAUUACAGAAGUUACAUGUCCUCUCAGUUUGUUAAUGUUUGUAAUAUUUGAUUCCAGCAUAUUAAAACAUAGUAAAUACAUAAUGUGUAUCUGUGAAGAAAGUUUUUUCCCUCUUUUUGGAUUACAAAUACUUCUGAAUGAAAAAUCAGAAAGAGAUAUGUUGCAAAUUUUUCAGUUGUUUUUAGCUACACAUAUCUAGAAAAGCAAAAUCAAACAACCCAGUUUUCUAUUCCCUGAAUAUCAUACCUGAAAAGCAUGGGAUUAAACAAAGUUGGUUGUUGAUCACAAGCUCUGAGGUAUUUGUCGAGUGAGAAUAUGUAUAGAGUGUUCUACCUAGAAUGAUAAAUAAUAUACAAUUUGUCUCUAAAGGAAGAAUGAUUUUUCUUUAUUCUUUAUUGCUUUAAUUUCUAAUCCGGUUGUUGGAUGUGAGAUUCUCUGGUUGUCCUUAAGUUCUCUCCAUAUUACAACUAUAUGUAAUUUUAACUACUUAAAGGAAUGAUUGGCAGAGUUGCAAGAUAUGAUUCUUGAAAAUCUUUUAGAUUCAUUAAUUGGAUAUUAUAUUUUUAUCUGUAUUAUAGUUGUUGGAGAUUAAUUUUUCACUGUUCUUUCACAGUGCAGUCAUUUUCUUUCCCACCAACUAAGCACAUGAAAAGUCUUCUCACUUUCUUAAACAAAAUCAAUAAAUAUCCAGUUAAAUAGUGAUAAGUCAAUUCAAGCAGAAAGGAAACAUGCAGUAAGGGCAGAAAGAACAAAAUUAGUAGUGAACCGGUACGUUCUUGUUUUCCUGACUUUGGCUUCUUAAGAAAUACUGCAUGAUUUAAAUAUUACAAGGAGGGUUUGCUUGCUUCAGGAGGCUUUAAGGAAGAAACCUAUUUGAUACUAUCUGUUACUUUAAAAAGAUCCAUGUGUAGUGGCAUGAUUUUUCUUUUUUUAGUAUAGUUUUUAUAAAUCUUUGCUAUUUCUUUUCCUUGCUCUUUGGCAGUGCUUUAAUUAUGAUCUAACUUUGAUAUAAACCAUGAUUUUGUGGCAUGCUGAAGCCACUUUUGUUAGUUUGCAAGUGGAAGGCAACAGCGUGAUUUGAUAGAUCUGAGUAAUGGAAGAUUUCUUGUAUGGUGGCUCCUGCAUUAUCCAUCUAACAUGGGUCUUCUCUGUAAUCACUGUGUCCUGGAAAAGUUCUUUGGAGCCUUCAGGGCUGUACUUUUAUGCAGAAACAGACAGUGAGUCCUAAAAUCAGGCUUCAAGUAGCUUGUUCCCUUCCCUCCAGUCUCCAUGUCAGCACACACACUGAUCCUGGAUAUUGUACUGAAUAUAGAGGGCUUUUCAAAAUUUUUAUGCUUCAGGGAGUUGUUUUGAAUACACCUACAAUCUUUUUCAUUGAUGAUGUUUCUUUCCAGUCUACGACUGCUAAGUUAUAGCCUUUUGAAUUCUGCAAGCUUUCUAGCAUGGGGCUGGGUGGUUUCUGUGGAUUUCCUUCAGAAAAAAAAGCCACUUCUGUGGCUUUCAUUCAACUGAGAUCUUAGUACAGUGCUUAUACAAAGCAGAAUACAUUUUAUGUUAAGAGAUAUGGUAGGCACAGGUAUGUUAGCAGGUAUUGCAAUUUAGCUGACCAGCAAUAACCUGUUAAUCUGUUAUUUUUGGGAGUUGCGAUCAGGUUUCAAUACUUGGAGCAUUGUAAGUGCAAAGAGGUGUUAAUAGUAAGUCCGACCAAAGAUGCAAGUGAAUUACUAUUAGUUUUGGUAAGUUAGAAUUCAUGCCAUGGCUGUCUCUGUUUGGUUUCAUUUUGGUUUUCCAAAAAAUUUAAAAAAAUUCUGAAGCAUUAUACAAGUUUAGGGUGAAAUGUCUAGCAAAAAUUACUUGCAGUUAUUAAACCAAACACUACUAAAACAGGUUUACUCCACUUCUUUGCUGUAUUAUCCAAUGACAGGAAAAAAUGCUAAUGUUUCAUGUGUGUGAGUAAUGUUGUGCUAAUUAAAUGUGAUAUAGGAAGGUGAGAAAUUCUGACACUGAAGCGCAUUUCUGUUAGACCCAGUUUUGAAAAGUCAAAACCCAGAAUGUUAUGGGGGGAGUCCUUCACGAGAGCACCAAGCAUGUUUUUGAAUCCAUGUUUUUAUACUUUUCCAGAUAGCCUGCAAGGGGUUUGUUAUGCAGUUGGCAUGUUUUGCUGGGCAACACCAGAAGUUAAACCCACGUAGCUGAGUUAGCUGGUGCUAGAGGCAGCCUUCUAGCACUUAAUCCAUAGCAGUAUUCACAUGUGGGCCUGUUUAACUCCACCUACCUCUCUGGCAAGUUUUUCUUACUCGUGAUACAAUUUUUCCUUAAAUGCUUGCCUGGAUUUAAAAGAUAUGCUCAUGGUAGCUGUUUCAUUUGCCGCCUUAGCAGAGAGUCACUUAUUCUGGGAAUUUGCUGCUAGGUGGUCUGUUCACUAGCGAAUGCCAAAAAGGAGUUUCCCUUGCUUGCAUUGGCCAUCUUCCUUUAACCAGCUGUCUGGCUGCCGGAGAGGCAUAAACCUCAUGAGCCCCUUCUGAUGGCUUAAGUGUACUCAUAGUGACUGGGACUUUUUAGUGGCCAAGAGCCAGCUAGGGAUAGGCACUGGAUUGUCAUCAGCCACGGAAACAGAAAUUUGAAAUGUCAGCUGGCUGUAGCUGAGUUGUAGCAAUAUAGUUAGUGGGCAUGGAUUGUGACUGAGUUUGUAUUUUAUAUUGCACGUGUAUGAAGGGAGAGAGGGUGAGAAGGAAGAAAAAAUGCAGCAUGUUGAAACUCAGUUGCAGAAACUUAGCUGUGAUUUUUAUAUUCAAUGUAACUGUAGUGCUGAUAGGAUUAGGAAAUUACAGUUCCAGGUAAGACAGUUAACCUGGACGUCAACAAGUAGCAGAAAAAACACCAGCAAUACUAUGUCUUUAAUAGGUCUGUACAUUUAACUAACUUCCCAUCUCUUAACAAAUCUUUCUAUUUUAAAACCAUGUUUCAUAACUCUUCUGUAUUAUGUCAGAUGAUAGACUCAUUUCAUAAAAAAAGCAGCUCCUCAGGAACAAUGACCCUCUCUUUUCUAUUAUUUUGAAUAAAAAUAUCUGUUACGCCCUUGAACUUUU
This is a messenger RNA of Phalacrocorax carbo (great cormorant), 6439 nucleotides long. Lineage: Eukaryota; Metazoa; Chordata; Aves; Suliformes; Phalacrocoracidae. The record is from RefSeq and is a predicted model, not a curated record.